UUUCCCACUCCCUCUUCUCUAAAAACAGCUUUUCGCAGGCAGAAUAAACAUUCUACUCUUUUGUUCGUUCUUUGGGCAAAACAGUUAAAACAUCUUUUCUUGGGUCAGAAAAUUUGCCUCCUAACUAACAGUCUGUGGCUCCAUUUUUUUUACAUUAAUUCUUAAUUCACAUAAUUCAACCCCUGUUCACUCCUUGUACCGAAUCACUGUGACUUUAUCUUUCUUGUUGCCCUCAUUUCUCUAUAGCUGAUGAUCAGAAAGUUCCUCUUUAAUAUCCGCUGGCUUUGAGAAAUGUCUGGAAGAAUAGUAUCUUCCGAAAAUUUUCAAGUGCAGAAGCAGAUUGGUUGUAUUAAUGGGUUUUUUCAGCUAUUUGACAGACACCAUUUCCAAAGUCACAAAAGGCUACUAUUCUCAGGUGCGAUGAACGAUAUGGCAGCCAAAUAUGCAACAGAAAUUGAAAUAGAAGCGAUCACAGCAAGAGAGUUGCCCUCAAACGAAACAUCGAAAGCCUCCUCCUGCUCUUUUUUAAGUCCAUCUACUUCUUCAACACUGCAAGAUAACAAAAGAGUACAACGAGCGCCACUUUGUCAUUCUCUAAGUAACUUAUCAGAAUCUCCUUCACAAAUCCUACCAGCCAAGCGAUCAAGUCUUUCUCAUUCAGGUCGACACUCUCCUGAUCUCCGAGAUGUAGUUAAGGACUCAAUGUACAGGGACGCCCGCAGUUUAUCUGUAAAAACUGUUGCUAAAGUAGAAGGUAGAGUCCACGUGAUGAAGCACAGAGAUUCUCCGAGGCCUCUUCAGCACUCGAAUUAUGGGAAGGCAUCCAGUGGAACAGCACGCGGUCCUGCAAAGCUUUGUGAAGCACAUUGGAAUGCAGGGGAAGAUAAAGUUGGUUUCUUACAGCGUGCACCAAAGGAUUGUCCUCGUUUCUCAUGUGAUGGAAGAGAGUCAACAGAAACGAUGCAGUCUAUGAUGAAGCUAAAAGGUCUUCCUAGAUUGUCACUGGACAGCAGACAACAGUCCUUGAGGAGAUCAGCCUAUGAAUCCAGAUCAAAUUUUCUUUUAGGGGAUCAAGAACUGCAAUGUCGUAAUCGAUCUUCCAGUGUUGUAGCAAAGCUAAUGGGGUUGGAAGCUUUUCCAAAUUACGUUCCCUCAAAUGAUAUUGAGAUUGUGACAUCCCAUGCCAAUGAUUUAUCAAAAAGAUCAGCUGGAAAGAGUAAGAUAAAUCAAGUUACCAUGUCCCCACAGAAUCUGGAAGAGGAUUUUUCCACUCCACGAAUGAAAUCCACCAAUCCAAUCACAAGAACUGCUGCAUCUACAAAAUCUGCUCCCCGGAGGCAACCAGAGGCCAAUCGGACUUCCCAAAAAUCAUCUGUUAGAUGCAAGGGUAUGGAAGCUUCGCCACAGAGUGUAGAAGGUUCACCACUGAGUCCACAUCUUUCUUUCUCUGCUUAUGGCAAAAUUGAGAAACGGAUAACUAAGCUCGAGUUCAGAAGGUCCGGGAUGGAUCUAAGAGCUCUGAAACAGACACUUGAAGCCAUGCAGAAAAUAAGAGAAAAAUUAGAAGGCCAAAGAGCUCUGAGGGCAUCUGACGCGGAGUCAGUGCAGCAGGGGCAGCAACGGAGCCCACUAUCUCUGACCACAAAGGUGACUCACCUCCCAAAAAGAUUAGAAACUUCAAAUUUGACACCAAAACCAGCCAAACCAAGUGAUAAAAUCAAAUUUGCAAGUUCUGCUGCGCCAACGGCAAAUAUCUCCAAACUUCAAGAAGUUUACACUCAAGACCUUGUAUAUAACAGAGAUGACAUAGUUGACAAGAAAACAUCCAAAGGUAUGACACCUAGAGCAAAUAAUGUUGCAGGCUCUGGUUGGCAUCUUACUUCCCCAGAUAAGAAGAUAGGAAGAACAUCAAAGGCAGUGCAAACAACAUCUCGUCAACGAAGGGAAGGAACUUUCAAUCCUGCACUAGGAAAGAGUUAUGGAACUUUAAGUCCAAGACUACAGAAGAAACAAGAGGGCAUGGACAAACAAGCUUGUCAGACCAUUCAAUCAUCAGAAACCAGCAAGGUUAGAAGGCAAUCAAUUAAGCAAAUUAGAGAAUCAGGCUCUUCAAAAAGGAACCAGAAAGUAAAACCUAGCAAUAUGAAGCAAGCUGAUGAUCUAAAUGAAAUCAGCAAUUACAAAAGAAAUUUCAGUGAGCAUAGUGGUGCAGUUUCUGUGCUAUCGGAAAUCGACAACAGUUUGGCGUCACAUGCAAAAACAGAAUCAAGCACAAAUUGUUCCUUCCAGAUUGAUGCUAAGAGGCAAGAGGACAAUAAAGAAAGAGGUGACACAUUGAGGCUUAGUGAAGACGCACCAACGAAUGAGCUUGCAAUAGUGACAGUUGAACAACUAAGUCCUGUCUCAGUGCUUGAUACUAUAGUCUAUGUCGAAGAUUCACCAUCUCCAGUCAAAAAGAAGAUUGUGACUGCAUUUAGAGAUGAUGGGUUUGCAGUACCUGAUGUUUGGUAUCGAGAUGACCUAGAUCAUUCACCUUACAGGACCAGACUUGACCUUGGCGUCGAGUCCAACCAUAAGAUAUUAGAAAGCAAGGAUGAAUUGGUUCAUGAGCUCAGAAAACCAAACUCCACCAUCCACAAAGCAAACAUGGAUCAACUUGCAUCCUUAUGCCAGAACCACAAUCCAGACCACAGAUACAUCAGUAAGAUACUACUGGCAUCUGGCCUUCUAAAAGAUGUGGACUCCAUGUCCACAACCAUUCAGCUUCACUCACCCAGCCAUUUGAUCAACCCAAAGUUGUUCGACGUCGUAGAGCAGACUGAGGAAAGCAGUUUGCUAGCAACUGAAGAACACAGUGAAGAGAUUGCUCAGAUAAAAUUUGAUCAUAAGACAAGAAGGAAGAUCAUAUUUGACACCAUCAAUGAGAUUCUUGUCCGCAAACUAGGUUCGGAUAACAAUUUAAUGCAGAAUAAGUGUUGGAAUGCGACGCAGAUUCUGAAAGAACUGAAGUCAGAGAUAGACCAUUUCAAUUCUAAAAGAGACGCUAGCAUGGAUUCUAAAGAUGAUGAAUUGAUCAGCAUUCUAGAUAAAGAUAUGAUGCAUCAAUCAGAAGAUUGGACAAAUCAUCACAAUGAGAUCCCAGUGUUGGUAUUGGAUGUUGAGCGCUUAAUAUUUAAAGACCUGAUUAAAGAAAUCAUUGGUGAUGAGACUACCGAACAGCAUAAAACACCAAGACAGCAUUGUAGAUAACUAUAUACUAAGAAAAUUCUCAAGCUUAUGUGCUUUUUUUCUUA
Nicotiana attenuata is the source of this 3293-nucleotide messenger RNA. Its product is annotated as protein LONGIFOLIA 1-like. The record is from RefSeq and is a predicted model, not a curated record. Gene Ontology annotation, biological process: regulation of monopolar cell growth. Lineage: Eukaryota; Viridiplantae; Streptophyta; Magnoliopsida; Solanales; Solanaceae. The transcript is spliced from 6 exons. The coding region runs from base 292 to 3249 and encodes 985 amino acids.